Cylas formicarius (sweet potato weevil) is the source of this 1193-nucleotide messenger RNA. Its product is annotated as ADP-ribosylhydrolase ARH3-like. The record is from RefSeq and is a predicted model, not a curated record. Gene Ontology annotation, cellular component: mitochondrion; nucleus. The transcript is spliced from 2 exons. The coding region runs from base 99 to 1157 and encodes 352 amino acids. NCBI's taxonomy places the organism in Eukaryota, Metazoa, Arthropoda, Insecta, Coleoptera, Brentidae.
CUGUGUUUUGUUUUGACCAGAAACUAAGAGGAACAACAGAAGAACGAUAGUUGGAAGAGUUAGUUCUUGGUAUAUUACUAACCUUUUCGUCUUCAAUUAUGGUGGAUGUUUUGCUAAAGGGUAAAUUUAGAGGUGCAAUGUUGGGCUCUUUAUUGGGUGACUGUUUGGGAGCACCUUUUGAAAGCCAAGAGUUCAUCAGCAAAGUGAUCCUUCAAAGAUACUUAGAUAAACUGGAAGAUCCAGAAUUUAAGUCUCCUUUUAAAAAGUACACAGAUGAUACAGCUAUGAUGAAGUCUGUCGCAAAAUUCUUAGUUGAAAAACCUGAUGGAGAUUAUAGGUAUAUAGCCAAGUUGUUUGUUGAAGAAUUUUUUCAAUCUCCUGGACGGGGCUAUGGACAGAAUGUUGUUAACGUAUUUCGAAAAUUGAAAAAUAGUAAAUAUGAGGACAUUUUCAAACCUGCACAAAAACAAUUUGGUGGAUUGGGGUCCUAUGGAAAUGGUGGAGCAAUGCGUAUAGCACCAAUUGCACUGUUUUAUCACAGUGAUUAUGAGAAUAUGGUUAGAGUUGCUAGUGAGUCAACCAAGAUUACACAUAGUAAUGUUUUAGGGAUAAAUGGCGCUAUAUUGCAAUGCUUAGCUAUACACCAAAGUCUAUUGAUAGAUCCAACUAAAGGGUCUGUUGACUCCAAACAGUUCUUGGACAACUUAAGUGAAAAAAUUAAAGUUGUGGAAGAUGAUUUUCAGGAUGAUGAUAACGAGUUUGCAACUGCGUAUCAAGAAAAACUGCAGAGGAUUAUGAGUUUACUUGACAAGGAACAUUCAGAUGAUUUAGAUGAUAUGGUAAUUCUUACUUUAGGUAAUGGUAUAAGUGCUUAUGAAUCUGUUCCAACUGCAAUUUACUGUUUUCUUCGGGCUCAAAAAAUGAUCCCAAAUAUUGAUACCAGCAACAUAUUUCGUCGAACUAUACAAUAUGCCAUAUCAUUAGGGGGUGACACAGACACUAUUGCUUGUAUGGCUGGAGCUAUAGCCGGUGCAUAUUUAGGGCAGCCGUCUAUCAAUGAGUCCAUUUUAAAACACUGUGAAAGGUAUGAAGAAAUUAUUGAAAUGUCUGAUAACUUAUUUAACGCAUGUGUCAAAACUAAUCUAUUUAUUAGAUAGUUAUGUAUAUUUUGUUGAAUGCGAAAUAUACAGAAA